UGCUCUUCUUCUUCUUCCUCCUAACCAGAACAGACAAACCCCCUGAAAGAGCAAUAGUCAACAACAGAGCCAAGAAAUAGACCACUGAAUUGCUUACUCUAUCUAUUACCAAAAUUCUCAAUCUUUCAGACUCCAAAUACUACUCUAAUCAAAUGUGUACAUUCUCACUAUCCGCAACUUCAAUCCAACUGCCUCCAUGCUUCUCCUCUUCUUCCUUCUCAUUUCCAUCUCUACCCCUCCCCAAACCCCACAAUUCCCCCCGCCUCCCCUCCCCCGUCUUCUCCUCCGCCUCCAAAGACGUCUGGCGCAACCCCAAAACCACCACCCCCUCUUCCUCCUCCUCUCCCCGCCGCCACCGCCGCAAUCUCCAAGGCACCGCCUUCCUCGACCACAGCGUCGACAUGGACGACCUCGCCGCCGCCAUCCGCGCCACCUCCAACGAGCACGACCUCCACGCCCUCCUCUCCCCCUACAACUCCCGCAGCCUCUCCAUCCGCUUCGUGGUCUCCCUCCUCAGCCGCGAGCCCGACUGGCGCCGCUCCCUCGCCGUCCUCGACUGGAUCCACGACGUCGCCCUCUACUCCCCCUCCGUCUUCGCCUACAACGUCGCCCUCCGCAACGUCCUGUUCGACGAAAUGCGCCACCGCACUCUCUCCCCCGACCGGUACACCUACUCCACUCUCAUCACCGCCUUCGGCAAGGCCGGCCUCUUCGACGCCGCGCUCUCCUGGCUGCAGAAGAUGGAGGAGGACCGCGUCUCCGGCGACCUCGUCCUCUACAGCAACCUCAUUGAGCUCUCCAGGAAGCUCUGUGACUACACCAAGGCGAUUGCGAUUUUUACUAGGCUGAAGAGGAUGGGGAUCAUGCCUGACUUGGUGGCGUAUAACUCGAUGAUCAAUGUGUUUGGGAAGGCGAAAUUGUUCAGGGAGGCGAGGGGCUUGAUCAGGGAGAUGAGGGCCGUGGGGGUUGCGCCGGAUACUGUGAGCUACUCGACGCUGCUGACAAUGUACAUUGAGAAUGAGAAGUUUGUGGAGGCGUUGGUGGUGUUUUCGGAGAUGAAGGAGGUGAAAUGUGAGCUUGAUCUGACGACGUGCAAUAUUAUGAUUGAUGUGUAUGGGCAGCUGGAUAUGGCGAAGGAGGCUGAUAGGUUGUUUUGGAGCAUGAGGAAGGUGGUGAUUGAGCCGAAUGUUGUGAGUUAUAAUACUCUUUUGAGGGUUUAUGGCGACGCUGAGCUUUUCGGGGAGGCUAUUCAUUUGUUUAGGAUGAUGCAGAGGAUGGACGUGGAGCAGAAUGUUGUUACGUAUAAUACGAUGAUUAGGAUAUAUGGGAAGUCGCUGGAGCAUGAGAAGGCUACGAAUCUUGUGCAGGAAAUGCAGAAGAGGGGGAUUCAACCGAAUGCCAUUACAUACUCGACGAUUAUUUCUAUAUGGGGUAAAGCUGGGAAAUUGGACAGGGCAGCAAUGCUGUUUCAAAAGCUGAGGACCUCAGGGGUUGAGAUUGAUCAGGUUCUUUAUCAGACAAUGAUUGUAUCGUAUGAGAGAGUUGGUUUGGUUGCUCAUGCUAAGCGCUUGCUUCAUGAGCUCAAGCGCCCAGACAAUAUCCCUAGGGAGACUGCAAUUACGAUUCUUGCUGGUGCUGGCCGCAUAGAUGAGGCUACAUGGGUUUUCCGUCAGGCCUUUGAGGCUGGGGAGGUGAAGGACAUAUCUGUGUUUGGUUGUAUGAUUGAGCUUUAUUCAAGAAACCGGAAGUAUGCAAAUUGCAUUGAAGUGUUUGAGAAUAUGCGAGUGGCUGGAUACUUUCCUGCUUCCCAUGUGAUUGGUCUAGUUCUCAACGCUUAUGGAAAGUUACGUGAGUUUGAGAAGGCCGAUGCUGUGUAUAGGGAAAUGCAGGAAGAAGGGUGUGUUUUCUCUGACGAAAUUCACUUCCAAAUGCUCAGUCUUUAUGGUGCAAGAAAGGACUUUAAGACGGUAGAGGCAAUGUUUGAGAGGCUGGUCUCUGAUCCCAACAUCAACAAAAAGGAGUUGCAUCUUGUUGUUCCUGGCAUCUAUGAAAGGUCAAACAAACUUAAUGAUUCAUACCGGAUCAUGAACAGGAUGAAUGAAAGUCGAGUUUUGAAAUCAUGAACCUACACAGAUGUCCACAUCCUCUGUUCUAAAUUCUUCAAGAUUACUGUAGAUACAAUGUUCGAAGAUGUUGUACUGACUGUAUAUUCCCUUAGAUAGUGAAUACCAGUUUUCACAUUUUGGACAUGGAUGUCUGUGCUAUCUUUAUACAACAGAAACACAAGGUUUUCUCCCCAGUUCAGC
Argentina anserina (silverweed cinquefoil) is the source of this 2306-nucleotide messenger RNA. RefSeq names its product pentatricopeptide repeat-containing protein At5g39980, chloroplastic. The transcript has a single exon. The coding region runs from base 153 to 2123 and encodes 656 amino acids. NCBI's taxonomy places the organism in Eukaryota, Viridiplantae, Streptophyta, Magnoliopsida, Rosales, Rosaceae. The record is from RefSeq and is a predicted model, not a curated record. Gene Ontology annotation, molecular function: protein binding.